Perkinsus marinus ATCC 50983 is the source of this 1662-nucleotide messenger RNA. RefSeq lists its product as hypothetical. NCBI's taxonomy places the organism in Eukaryota, Perkinsozoa, Perkinsida, Perkinsidae. The coding region runs from base 1 to 1662 and encodes 553 amino acids. Gene Ontology annotation, molecular function: RNA binding. The transcript is spliced from 18 exons. The record is from RefSeq and is a predicted model, not a curated record.
AUGGGCCCACCACCUCCUUCUCCUAUUGACAGAAGGGAAUCGAUCGUGAGCAGGCCGGCGGGAGGCGGUCGCGGAUCGGCUGCUGGUGGUGUUGGGGACCCGGAUGUAUAUGAGAUUAAGAUUCUGGUUCCUGAUGCUGAGACUCGGAAGAUCAUUGGAUAUCGCGGGGAAACUGUAGACAGAUUGGAGAGUCAUAACAGGAUAAAAAUAGUGUCUGCGACGAGUGGGAACUUCUUCCGGGGAGUCAGAAGCAAGANNNNAACUGGUGGCACGAAUGACCUCAUAUAUUAUGAAACAGGCGUCUCUGCUUCGUUGCUGAAGUACUUUGACGAUAACUACAGAGCGCCUACCCCCCACAAAUUCGAUAGUAGUGUGGAUGAGAAAGAAUACCGACUAUGGGCCAGAUCACGGCAAACCUUCUGGAUAACCCGUCAUAUGAGAUGGGCAGUAGCGGGAGUAUUGCUGUUGGUCGUUGCUAUGACUUUUGUCGCGGUUAAUUUCCAUGGACCUAUCAAUGGCAACACCCUGAGUAUGGUGUCUGGAGUGGUGGUCCAAAUUGCAAGUGGUGUAUUAUUACUGAUUUCCGUUUGCCUUACUGUGAUUUCCUUUGGCAAACCUCGUCGGCUAUUGACUGCUGGGAUGUUAUUCUUCGUAUCUACAUCUUUAUUCUCCUGCGUCUAUGUCUACAACUUCGGCAGAGCUAUGGAGGAUGCUGUUACUCACAGCGUAUAUCGUUAUGGUCCAGUAUUCUCAAGAAUCGUCUGGGUAGCUGAUCCGGGCCUAUUCACCAUCAUAGCGAGCCAUGUUAGUAUGUCCCAUAUUGGUGCCUUACCUUUACUAUGCAUUGACGUUAUUGUCACUAUUGGUGUUAUCGCGAGUUCCCUAUUCUGGUUGGAGAAUUCAUCCGUACUACUGUCCAUGGCCGAUUUGAUUAACUUCAUCAUAGUGAUAGCAGUCGAGGAGUACAAGGGCGGCGCUGGUGGUGGCAGUCAGCAGAUAACGCAGCGGGAGUCUGUUGACGAGGAUCGUACUAUGCGGGAACAUUUAAAAUUCCGAUCGAGGAAGCCCGUCGAUGAAACACUGGCAGUAGCAGCAAGGAUAGUGAGGGAUAACGAGAACAUGAUGUCCAUACAAAGUACAGUAGUUAUCCCUGACAUACCGAGCCACGCAGCUGCCCUUAUCAUUGGCAGUCAAGGAGCGAUGAUUCGCGAGUUGAAGGACUCCAGUGGUGCUAAUGUAGUGGUAAAGGAUCGAGGGGAUGGCCGACGUAACGUAUUGAUUUCUGGUCAUUUAUCGGCGGUUCAUGGAGCGAUGCUAGCUGUGUGUGAGCUGAUACGUUUGGCUGAGGAGAAGAGGAAUAUUCCUGGUGCUAUAUCACAACGGGGAGGAAUGCGGAGCCUCGUAGCUAAAAUGCUCGCACUUAAUCAGCCUGGUCGUGGACUGAGGAAAGAAGAGGAGGCUGUCCAUGAGGCAGUAGAAAUUGGUAUACGGGUUUUGUCCGAAACUGAUUGUCAGGAGCGAUCUCCUGCUGUAGAAGAGGACAACGUUAAACCGUCGAAGCGAGCUCGGUUGGUGGAGGGGGAGGAGGAGCCAUUGUCGACAGAACGGCAGGAGGAGGAGGAGGAGGAGGAGGAGGAAGAGGAUUUGGUCCAUCCCUUGUAA